AUAUAUAACACAACAUACGUAACAUGACCCCAAACCCUAUAGCAACACACUCUUCACGACUCAUAUUAUGCCGUGUACGUCAUGAGUUCAGUAGCAAGAGACCGAAAGGAACAAAUGGUAAUCCAGUCUUCAAUCGUGUUGCUUCAAGAAAGAUUCAGACAACUUCAGAGAACGCGAGAGUUAAGAGCUGAGCGAGAGCUCCUUAACCCUAAAGCUAACCACCAAGACAACAAUAUCUUACAAUAUUACACCCAACCCGCGAGUUUUGAUUUCUUCCAGUUUCUACCUCUAAACUCUCAAACAUCCUCGUCACAGCAGCUCCUCUCCCUCUCCUUAUGCCCUAUCUCCACCUCUGAUUCCACUGAAAAGCCUAGCUUUUAUCAUCACUGGCCAAAUAAAGACGACAAGAAGAAGGUGGUUGGGACUGAUCGAUACGACGAUGUUGAUACGUCUCUGCGUCUCUAAGUUCAUAAAGUUUCUCCUCAAGUCUUUUUGCUUUUAAUUUAUACAAAUGUGUGUAUAACCUUUUCUGGUCGGUAUGCUCUUAUAAGGAGUCUUGUAGCUCUUAGCGAAAAAGGCGUCUUGUAGGUGGUAAUGAUAUGUAUGUUCAAAUGCAAUCAUAUACAGUGUUACAUGUUUCAGAGCUAAUUCUUGUGAUAUAUAUCUU
This is a messenger RNA of Brassica oleracea var. oleracea, 667 nucleotides long. RefSeq lists its product as uncharacterized. Bases 82 to 465 code for a protein of 127 amino acids. The transcript has a single exon. The record is from RefSeq and is a predicted model, not a curated record. Lineage: Eukaryota; Viridiplantae; Streptophyta; Magnoliopsida; Brassicales; Brassicaceae.